This is a messenger RNA of Nylanderia fulva, 1546 nucleotides long. The record is from RefSeq and is a predicted model, not a curated record. NCBI's taxonomy places the organism in Eukaryota, Metazoa, Arthropoda, Insecta, Hymenoptera, Formicidae.
AAAGAUGCUGACUUAUUUCCGCUCGAUGAUCGAUCAGACGCUUCGAAGCUUUUGUAAUGUCAAACGAAAUGCGCUCUAUAAAGGGCUGCCAAUUUACUACAGUGAAAAAGGCGCGAAAAGAGAGAAUGUUGAUGGAGCAUGCAAUAGUAGAAUAUUAUUAAUAAUGGCACCAAUUUCUAAUUAUUCUGGCGGAAAUCUACUUUCAAGUCCAAGAAAUGAAAAACCCCAGAAAUUUGAGAGACAGCAAGUACAAUAUGAAGACUUGACUGCUGAUUUCAACGAUAAAUUAAUCGAUUUCUCCAAACAAUUUUGUCACAUAUAUUCAAUAAGACUGGCAGAAUUGAGAACAGUAUUGAUACCACGAGUAAUUGCAAAAUGGGGAAAAAUUCAAAUAUUAAAGUUGGCGGAAUUAGAAGAUUUUGAAGGACAAGAAUGUGUAAUAAUUGGUACACUCUAUAAACAUCAAAAGUGGAAGCCAUCAAUAUUACACGAGUUAAGUGAGGAUCAUCAACUGACAUUAUCUGAGCCAAGAUCAAAUUAUUGUUCAGAAAAUGAUCAACUUUUCUUGGAAGAUGAAAUGCUACGCAUCAAAUUAGUAGUAGAAGAUGCAGAUCUGAAGAAUUAUGUUACGGGUGUUGUAUGUGCCAUAUUAGGGCAUAAAGAAAAAGAUGGUACUUUUGUGAUCAAGGAAUGGUGCUUUCCUGGUUGUGUGCCUAAAAGUUCACUGGCACAACCAAAGUCCAAAGGAAAACUGCUAUUUUUAUCUGGGCUCGACUUGGCAAAUAACUCGAAGAGUUUGUCGUUAAGUCUUUUAACAGAAUGGAUAUGCGGUAUGGCAGGAAAUGCAGCAGCGCAAGAAAAUGCUACUGGUGUCAUUCAAAUUAUUAUCACUGGCAAUUCUGUCAAGACUGUUACCAAGACAAAUACUUUAAUGGGACAUGCUGAAGGGAAGGCACAAGAUGCCGCGAUAGCAAAAGAAGUCGUUGUAGCAACGACACUUCUAGACGCAUUUCUCGCUGAAAUAGCAACAUGUUGUUGCAUUACCUUAAUGCCAGGUCAGCACGAUCCUGUCAAUGCGAUGCUGCCUCAGAAACCACUGCAUCCAUGUAUACUACCGUUAACAUCUAGAUUUGAAAGUUUCAAAGGUGCGACUACUUGGAUCGCCAAAGUCGCUGAACGUGUAAUAAUGGGUAGCAGUGGUCAACCUAUUGAAGAUAUCGUGAAAGCAACUGAUGCAAUAGAUAUUUCUCCUUUAGAUUGGCUGGAAAGAACGUUACUUUGGAGACAUAUGUGUCCCACUGCUCCAGAUACAUUACCGGUACAUCCUUACUCUGUAAAAGAUCCAUUCAUCAUCAAUCAUUGUCCAGAUAUAUACUUUGUGGGUAACACAGAUAAAGUUGAAACAAAAUUAUGGAAAGGUGAAGAAAAUCAGACGGUCAGAUUAAUUUGUAUUCCAAAGUUUUCUUCUACAAAUCUUGCAGUUAUGGUAGACAUAGAAACUUUGGAUACUGAAACUAUUUAUUUUGGUACAAGUAUCUGAAUAAAC